AUCGGAAUCAGCUAGUUCAGGUGCUUCCAAACCUCUUCCUGGUAGGUUAUUGUCCAGAUGUUAACCAACUUUUAUUCUUUGCACGUGUAACACAGAAUUUGAGGACAUGUCCCCGCAGGUAAUAUGGAUCGAAAAACAAAACCCGGAAGAAGCAAAUUUCCCGAAAGAUCGUUGAUGAUCUCAUACGCUCAAUGCCUCAGGUUAUGAACGCAAACAGAACAGACUAGGGUUCUCGGGCAUUGAGUGUGCUCUGUUCUCACCCAGUCACUGCACUUCGAUAAGACAAAAUCUCAUCGCCGCGGCGUCGGUGAUUAGCUAAGCUGCGGAGUCGCUGACAAUUCAACACGGCAAAUACGGUAAUGUAUCAAAUUCGAAUGCCCGAGCCUGGGAUUCCGGAUGCUAUUUCAAGGGUGGGGUUCGCACAUAGGCCUCUGGUGUUGUACUAGAUGAGUCAAGACAGGUGAAAAUAAUUCUUACAUCAACCAAGGCCAGUCAUGAAACCAACACUUUUGAUCAUCGGAGCUGGUUCCAGAGUUGGCCAAGCGACUGCGGAUACCUUUGCGGCCGCUGGAUACACCAUCGCCGUAGCCUCGCGGUCAGGAAAGAUCGGAUCCAAGUACAAGCAUUUCACCUUCGAUGCGUCCAAGCCCGAGACUGUACGGGACCUAUUCAGCGAGGUCCGGAGAACUACCGGCAUCCCAAGUGUCGUGAUUUACAAUGCUUAUUCGGCUCAUAUCACCCGCCCAGAGACACCAUUCGAAAGUCCAAUCGACGAGUUUCAGGCUGACAUGGACGUCAAUGCUACCAGCGUUUGGGUGGCAGCUGGGGAAACUGUGAAGUGCUUCGAGGAUCUUGGUCUCGACGCCCUGGGAACGACGGGCGGGACUUUCAUCUUCACUGGAAACUUGCUCAACCUGGCCGCGGCUCCUGGUUUCCUAACGUUCGGCAUGGGCAAAAGCGCGGCUGCACAUUUGAUUCAACAUCUUGCCCUGGUGGCUUACCCAGGGAAGCCAUACAAAUUCUACUAUGGCGAUCAGCGACAUGCCGAUGGAUCGCCAAUGCCCACGGGUCUCAGUGGUCUUGCCCAUGCGGAGACGUACCUACAGCUAGCGAAGGAUCCUGAGCAAAAGCCAUGGCUACAUACUUUCGUAGAGGGCCAGGGAUAUGCCGAGUUUCCCCGUCAAGAGGUCUGGGUCCCCGGCUCAUGAGCAAGUUUGAUGGUCGCAAGGCUGUGUUUCCCUAUUUUAAAGGCUUGAUGCUGGCUUCAAUUGAAUGUGGCAACCAAGCACUCGUCCAUCGUCGAACGAGGUGCAGAACACGUGUGAAGACGUCCAAAAGCGCAAGCGUACUUGAUGGGGUCGAUAGUGGCCAUGAAAAUACCAUGGGCAUCGCCAUAUCGCUGUCCAGUGAUGAAAUGAGCUGC
This is a messenger RNA of Exophiala xenobiotica, 1423 nucleotides long. RefSeq lists its product as uncharacterized. The transcript is spliced from 3 exons. NCBI's taxonomy places the organism in Eukaryota, Fungi, Ascomycota, Eurotiomycetes, Chaetothyriales, Herpotrichiellaceae. Bases 495 to 1208 code for a protein of 237 amino acids. The record is from RefSeq and is a predicted model, not a curated record.